GGCUAAGAUAAUAGGCCGAAUCGGCAGGCCAAGCCAAUGAUUUCACGAUCAAAUCCUCAUUUGACGUGUUCGUCGUUCAUUUCAGUUUGUAUGCGCGGUACAAGACCGGCCAUGGCUGCCACCCAGAAGAACCCGGUGGAGAUUGAGAAGGCUUCGAGCCUAGCUCAUGUGCCCUUAAAGUCAGAGGAAUUCGAGAAGAUGAUUUCAGGGAUGCUGUGAGUGCUUUUUUUCAGGAGCGAAUCACUCUCAGUAUCUACUGUACCUAUCCACACCAUGCCAAUAAAAAGGC
This is a messenger RNA of Hypoxylon fragiforme, 289 nucleotides long. RefSeq lists its product as uncharacterized. The transcript has 2 exons. The record is from RefSeq and is a predicted model, not a curated record. NCBI's taxonomy places the organism in Eukaryota, Fungi, Ascomycota, Sordariomycetes, Xylariales, Hypoxylaceae. Bases 37 to 219 code for a protein of 60 amino acids.